Molecule: messenger RNA, 2152 nt
Organism: Exophiala oligosperma
Lineage: Eukaryota; Fungi; Ascomycota; Eurotiomycetes; Chaetothyriales; Herpotrichiellaceae
Exons: 2
Coding region: 77-1621 (514 amino acids)
Molecular function (GO): iron ion binding; oxidoreductase activity, acting on paired donors, with incorporation or reduction of molecular oxygen, reduced flavin or flavoprotein as one donor, and incorporation of one atom of oxygen; heme binding
Source: RefSeq, a predicted model, not a curated record
AGACUCACGCAGCGUCGAUACAGAAGCCUCUGUGAUUAGAAGUGCGCUGCAUAACUCUGUAAGGCAGUCUUCAAAGAUGCUGAAAAUUGCCCUUAUCCUCACGGGCGUCGCCUGGGUCGCUUAUGUUCUCGUUCGCUAUGUCGUCGGGGAGCGAAGACAUCAGCGCCAGGCCCGGCAGUGGGGUUGUCAGCCCGCUCCUCGAGAACGAGGAACGUGGUACGGCGUGACAAUUAUCAGAGAUUUCAUCCAGGCGUUGCGAGACGAGCGCGCUCCUCAAUACUUUAUUGAAUGGCAAGAGAGAAAUCCAAAGACAUAUGUCACUAGAUUUUUCGACACAGAUGUCUUUCAGACAUGCGAACCUGCAAACAUUCAAGCCCUCCUAGCGAGCCAGUUUGAGGACUUUGGGCUGGGCCAUCGUCUACAUUCUUGGUCGCCAAUGUUCGGAAGAGGCAUUUUCACUACUGAUGGCGCAGAAUGGAAACAUCAAAGGGCAAUCCUGCGGCCACAGUUUGCGAGAGAGAUUUUGCAGGAUCUCGACACAGAGGAGAAGCAUCACAGAAACCUACUACGCCAUCUCUUGGUCCGGCCGGACGGAUGGACUGACAGAGUCGACUUGGCACCUUUAUUCAUGCGAUUGACCAUGGACUCGAGCACAGAACUUCUUUUCGGCCAGAGUACAGACUCUCAAUUAGCAGCUCUCGAUGGCGAACAUAAGCGUAGGACCACGGUUGAAUGGAAGUCAUUCGAUGAAGCUUACGCAAGAGGACUGAAGACUGUCGGGAUUCGAAAUUUUCUCGAAGACUUGCACUGGCUCUACAACCCCGGCCAUUACAAAGAGGAUGUUAAGGUUGUGCACGCCUACGUUGAUCAUUUUGUCCAGCAAGGUUUGCGCCGUGCUGAGGUAACCGAUCUUAAGGCCAACGACACGUCGAGGAAGUAUUGUUUCCUCGAUGAACUCAUCAAAGAGACUAGACAUCCUGUCGAACUUCGCGAUAACUUGGUGAACAUUCUGGUGGCCGGACGAGAUACAACCUCUAGCGCUUUAGGCUGGACUUUUUACUUACUGGCCCACAAUGUCAACGUCUUCCACCGACUGCGUCAAAUUAUCACCCGUGAAUUUGGGUCUUACGAAUCGCCAAAGAACCUCGACUUCGCUUCCAUCAAGGGAUGCACGUAUCUGCAGCAUGUGUUGAACGAGAGUCUGCGAUUAUACCCACCCGUCCCGGCCAAUGCGAGAUUCUCAGUCAAGGACACCACUUUGCCGGUUGGUGGCGGGCCCGAUGGAAAAUCUCCUGUCUACGUCCCAAAAGGCAAGUCGGUCGCGUAUUUUGUGGGCGCCAUGCACCGGAGGACAGACCUCUGGGGAGAAGAUGCCAACGAAUUUUGCCCUGAUCGCUGGAUCGGUCGCAAGGCGAAAUGGGAUUAUCUGCCGUUCAGUGGCGGCGCGAGAAUUUGUCUCGGCCAGCAGCAAGCUUUAACCUUGGCAGGCUUCACGAUCAUCCGGCUCCUCCAAAAGUUUGACGACAUACAGCCUGCUGACCAUGGAGAGAGGACUCGACAUGUCUUUACGCUCACAGACGCACCGCGGUAUUGCUGGGUCAGGCUACACGAGGCUUCGUGAAGCUAGCGUGAAGCAACCAUAAGAAUUGUUCUAUCUUCUGUGAAUUGAGGAUAUGGGUGUUUAACUGAGUUCACUGUGUACAGUGUCUGCUCGGUUGGUAUUCGUAUGCAAUGUUUUUGGUAACCCUUGGACACACAAAAAUGUCAUUGCUUCUGCGUUGUCUCUUCAAUAUGCUGCUUGUGGUGGUUACUGAAGGUCUCGUAUGGAAUCGCUCUCCCGUCCGUCGUUCGACCUUGAAGAUUCGCUGCCGGUCUUUAUCUCUUUAAGCCCGGUCUCUGUGGUUUUUUUGAACGUUACUGGCCUUUUUCAAAUUGUACGUUUGAAUGUAUCAGUUAUUCUGGGUACUACUAUAGCAUGUCACUAACUUUCCCGAUGGAUUGUGACAUGUUGCCUGUUGCUGCAGGACUAUAAAGCAAUCGUCUUUUCCCCUUUCCCCUGAAAGAUCUUGUUCAGACAUGCACCCACCUACGAGGGGAUUAUGGAAGGUUUUUAUAUAUAUAACUCAACUCACCAUUCGAGAGAACUGAAAAU